AUGAAGCGUAAUCAUUUUUCUUAUUCUAAACAUUUUCAGUCCUCGCCCAAACGACGCCGAGUCGAUCCCGAGCCUGCCAGCUCUCACCAGAGCAGCAGGCCCGGGUUUAUCGACCAGAGGUUAAUCGAGGGCUCACAAUGGCCAGGAUAUCCCAACUUCGUCCAACAAGGGCCUUCAUCAAUCCAGACCAGCACCUCAUCAGGCCAUGAAGAUGAUGUGCAAUUGGAUGCUUUUGACCUUGAGCUACUCGCUCAACAGAAAGCCAAUAGCAGCUUUCAAUCAUCGAAUCAAUUUUCUCAUGUUACACCUGAAGAGGAAAUUUUCACUGGCUUGAAGCAUCAGGAAGCCCCACUGCAGAAGUCGCGGUUCUUUGACUCCUUCCCUCGCACCUCGCCUCUUCUCGGACUAGAGUCCAGUCAGUACGAGUUGAUUUCAGGCCCACCUUCGAGUCCCUUGAUGAUGAUGCAUCGAAGAAAGGAACCAUCAUGGCGGAGUCAAGCACAGUUGGAACCAGCAGGCGAUUCGCACCAGCGUGACUUAGUUCCACUCUCGACACAGCAGCCUUUCGCUUCUAAUCUGAAUAUUGCUACAUCCAUGAUCGGUCAUCGGCAUUACGGAAACAAACCAUUUGGCCAUCUGCCCCUAUCGGUACGAGGCAUCGUGUUAGUCUCGGUUGACCAGCUGCCCGAAAGAUAUCGCUCCCUGUAUUCUUUCCCGCUGUUCAAUGCGAUCCAGUCCAAAUGCUUCCAGCCAGUCUACAACACCAACGACAACAUAGUCCUCGCCGCACCGACGGGAAGCGGGAAGACCGUCGUCAUGGAGUUGGCUAUCUGCAGACUAUUGAACGUCCUGAAAGACGAGCGCUUCAAAGUGGUCUAUCAAGCGCCGACGAAGUCCCUCUGCUUCGAGCGAUUCCGCGACUGGAAUGCCAAAUUUGCACCACUGGACUUGAAAUGUGCUGAAUUGACUGGUGACACGGACCACACUCAACUGCGCGGUAUUCAAAGCAGCCAGAUUAUAAUCACAACGCCCGAGAAGUGGGACAGCAUGACGCGCAAGUGGAAGGACCACAUGAGGCUGAUGCAACUUGUCAAGCUCUUUCUUAUUGACGAAGUCCACAUCCUCAAGGAGACGCGCGGAGCAACACUUGAAGCAGUUGUGUCACGUAUGAAGAAUAUUGGGUCCAAUGUGCGCUUUGUGGCGCUGAGUGCGACAGUGCCAAAUUCAGAGGACAUUGCUACAUGGCUUGGCAAGGAUGCGACGAACCAGCAUGUUCCUGCGCACCGUGAGCAUUUUGGGGAGGACUUUCGGCCUGUCAAAUUGCAGAAGUUUGUGUAUGGGUAUCAGUCGACUGGGAAUGACUUUGCCUUUGACAAAGUCUGCGGGGCCAAACUGCCCGAAGUCAUUGGCAACCAUUCUUGCCACAAGCCUAUCAUUGUCUUCUGUUGUACCAGGAACUCAUCCGUUGCAACGGCUAAAGAGCUGGCAAGGCUUUGGACUAUGACCAAUCCACCGGCUCGGCUUUGGAAGGCCCCACGCAAACAGAUUGAAACGAAUAACGAUGAUUUGAAAACCACAAUUACCACGGGAGUUGCAUUCCACCAUGCCGGCCUUAGUGCCGCCGACAGACACAUGGUUGAGAGGGGUUUCCUGGAAGGGCAAAUCAACGUUAUCUGUUGCACUUCAACACUCGCCGUCGGCGUCAAUUUGCCCUGUCAACUUGUCGUCAUCAAAAACACCGUUGGAUGGCAGGAUGGUGGUUGCAAGGAAUACUCUGACCUCGAGAUGAUGCAAAUGCUUGGUCGGGCAGGACGGCCUCAAUUUGACGACAGUGCAACAGCGGUCAUACUUACCCGAAAGGAGCGAGUCACCCACUAUGAGAGACUGGUCUCUGGCUCCGAGAGUCUGGAGAGCUGCCUGCAUCUGAAUCUCAUCGAACACUUGAACGCGGAGAUUGGCCUGGGGAAUGUGACAGACGUUCAAUCGGCGAUCAAGUGGCUUGCGGGUACCUUUCUGUUCGUGCGACUGCGUCGAAAUCCAACACACUACAAACUCAGGGAGGGAGCGAGCCAAGAAGAUGAGGAUACCUUGCUUCGUCAAAUUUGUGAGAAAGAUAUUAAGCUUCUUCAGGAGUGUGGUCUUGUGGAGAAAGAAAAGCUUUGCUCGACUCAGUUCGGAGACGCCAUGGCUCGGUAUUACAUCCGUUUCGAAACCAUGAAGAAGUUGCUGUCACUGAAAGCUCAGGCAGAUAUACCUCAGAUUCUCGAUGUCAUCGUCCAAGCCGAAGAGUUCCACGACAUCCGUCUCAAAGCCGGUGAAAAGACGCUGUACCGCGAAAUCAACAAGGACCCGGGCAUCCGAUACCCGAUCAAAGUUGAUACAGCACAGCUAUCUCACAAAAUAUCUUUACUCCUCCAGUCUGAGCUCGGCGCACUUGACUUUCCCACCAGCGAUCAGCUGCAGAGACACAAGUUCACGUUCCAGCAAGACAAAAAUCUCGUUUUCGCCCACGUGAACCGACUCAUUCGCUGCUUGAUCGACUGCUUGAUUUCUCGAGAGGAUUCGGUCGCCGCUCGUAAUGCACUUGAGUUGGCACGGAGCUUUGGUGCUAAAGUUUGGGACCACUCUCCGCUUCAAAUGAAACAGAUUGAGCAGAUUGGGGUAGUGGCAGUCAGAAAGUUAGCUGCUGCCGGGAUCACGGAUAUUGAGGAGCUUGAAACUACUGAAGCCCCACGAAUUGACAUGAUUUUGAGCAAGAAUCCGCCUUUUGGAAUGAAGUUGUUGGCGAGGUUGAAGGAAUUUCCGAAGUUGAGAGUGACUAUGAAAGUUGUGGGAACGGAAGCGAAAAAGGGAAAUGUCAAAGUCCGCUUCAAGAUUGACGUUGCCUUUAUGAAUGACAAGAUCCCCGGCUACUUCCAACGAAAGCCGGUCUAUGUUUGCUGCUUGACAGAGACAUCGGAUGGCCGAUUGGUUGAUUUUCGCCGCGUCAGUGCCAGCAAGCUUCAAGACGGCGUCAGCGCCGCCUUGAUUGCAGACCUGAAAGCCAAAGAUCAAUACAUUGUCUGUCAUGUCAUGUGCGAUGACAUUGCUGGUACGUCCAGGCGAGCUGAGAUUAGGCCUGAUCUGCCUCCCCAUCUAUUCUCAAAAGCUCCAUCUCAAGCAAGUCAGUCAAAAGCUACGCGGCGAGACCCCCAGAAUUCCACCCGUGACAGUAUCUGGGAUAUACCAAAAAGCCCACCUGGACCUCCUACAGCCGCAGAUGCAUUUGAUGGCGACGAUUUGGAAGCUGGCGACUUUUUGGCCGUAGCUGAUGGCCUCAGCAAGCCCAAGAAUCCGGUCAAGUCUUUAGAAACCCCGAUAGAUGAUCUCGAUUGGCUUUCGAUUGAUGGAAGCUCCUCUAAUUCGCAAGGAGCAACAGAAAAUCCGCAAAGACAGAACCAUGACUGGAUCACAGACAUAGAACACCUGGAUGAUAACGGACCAGAGCCUAUCCGUCUCCCGAAUGGAAAUUGGGCCUGUAGCCACAAAUGCAAGGACAAGACAAGGUAUGCAAUUCUCUUCGUAUCAUCCAUGAUACUCGCUGAAGGAAAUAGUUGCAAGCAUUUCUGUUGUCGAGAGGGCUUGGAAAAGCCACCCAAACCCAGGAAGCGAGCCGCCUCAAACCACAAAGCAGGCAACCUCAAUCAACUGACGCUUUCGGCUGCAAUCACGAAGCGAGAUAAUUCGCAGAACGUCAGAAACGGAAAGCAGCCGGCGAAACAACCACCCAAGCUGACUACGACAAAGAAAGUGAAGAGUCCCUUACAAUCCCAGUUUCCAAAAUUACCCCUCGAGAGAAAAAUCUCCAAUCGAGGAAAAACUGGAAACAAGGGCACAGGUACAAUCAAGCUUUCCGCCUCGAAGACCAAAGGAGGAAAGUUGAAUGACCAGCCACAGAGGGUCUCUAGUGACUUUGAUGACGAUGGCCUCGACGACUUGCCGCCUCUUUCUGACAUCCUGCGAGGAUCACGAUCAGGUACAGCUUCAGAAGAUCCAGCCGCAGUCGAGGCUUGUCAAAAUGAAGACAAUCUCUGUGAAAAUCCGUUCGCCGGAGCCAAAAAUGCAGUUGCAAAAGACCAUCCUGCCAAAGUCGAGUCCCUCACAACCCCCAACUUUCCAGACAUGAUUGUACUUUCAGAUGAUCCCACCCCUGAACCUGGCAGGGACAUCUUCACCAAUCCUGAAGAUAUUGGAAGCUCCAUUGCCACUGCGCCUCUUUCAGCUUCGAGUGGUAACAUCGUCCUCCCUGCAACCCGGAAGUCGAGCAGUUUCUGCAGAGCCUACGAAGCAAGGAUUCUUCAACAGGCUGAAAAAUCUCCAUUUUCAAAGUAUCUGGCUCCCGCUCCAACCGUGAGACGCAAUCUCACAAAACUGGAACCAAUGUGCGCCGUCGAUUCUGCUUCGAAAGACCACACGCGUCGAACACCAACAAACAGUUCGUCUGGAUGGGACGAUAUCGAUCGAAUGUCGUGGGAGGAAAUAAACGAUAUUAUCAAUCAUUAUUAA
Molecule: messenger RNA, 4545 nt
Organism: Penicillium daleae
Lineage: Eukaryota; Fungi; Ascomycota; Eurotiomycetes; Eurotiales; Aspergillaceae
Exons: 9
Coding region: 1-4545 (1514 amino acids)
Molecular function (GO): ATP binding; nucleic acid binding
Source: RefSeq, a predicted model, not a curated record